Brassica napus (rape) is the source of this 2996-nucleotide messenger RNA. RefSeq names its product protein CER1-like 2. Lineage: Eukaryota; Viridiplantae; Streptophyta; Magnoliopsida; Brassicales; Brassicaceae. The transcript has 9 exons. Gene Ontology annotation, biological process: lipid biosynthetic process. The record is from RefSeq and is a predicted model, not a curated record. Gene Ontology annotation, molecular function: oxidoreductase activity; iron ion binding. Bases 415 to 2286 code for a protein of 623 amino acids.
CCGACUGCGACUGUUCAUGCAAAUUGAGAUUCUAAUUUUGAUUAAGACAGUAAAAAAGCAAAAACGGCAAGGAAACUUCUCAAAUAUACUAAUAUGGUACCAAUUUUUUUUUGUAGUCAAAUCAAUAGCUUAGUAUUGGGGAUGCGUGCAGAUUCAACGACAUUUAAUGAGACCUCGUAACUCGUCACCAAUGAAACAGGUUGUCUUAUCUUUUAAACUUAGUUAGGGAUCAUACGAUUAUAUAUAUAUACUUACGGAAAAAGGAACUCUCACAUGUACCUCACAUGUGAUGUGUGUGUGAUGCCCUCUAUUAUAUAUAUGCAUGUGUUUGUAUAUAAGUUACACUCACAUACACCCACAAACAAGCCCAUUGGAAAGACGUGACUGAGUAGCCAUCAUUGUAGGGGUGAAAGAAUGGCGUCGAGACCAGGUCUUCUCACGGAGUGGCCAUGGACACCUCUUGGAAGCUUUAAGUACUUGGUGUUGGCGCCGCUGGUUAUCGACAGCAUCUACUCGUACGCGACCAUGCGAGAUGUCGAUAAACUUUUGAUAUUGGUGGUAAUGGUGGGGAGGGUUGUUCACAGCCAGAUGUGGAUAAGUUUUGCCCGCUACAAAACUGCGAAAGGAACCAAAAGGAUCGUGAACAAAUCCAUAGAGUUUAAUCAAGUCGACCGAGAACGAACCUGGGACGAUCAGGUCAUCUUCAACACUCUUGUUAUUUACUUAGCCAAAGUGUAUGUAUUAGGAACCAAUACCCUUCCUUUUUGGCGACUCGAUGGAGUGGUUCAAGUCGCUCUCCUCCAUGCGGGCCCGGUUGAGUUCAUCUACUACUGGUUUCACAGAGCCCUUCACCACCACUUCCUCUACUCUCGCUACCAUUCACACCACCACUCCUCUAUCGUCACCGAGCCGAUCACUUCGGUGGUACAUCCGUUUGCGGAGCACAUUGGCUAUACACUAAUCUUGGGGAUACCUCUAGUAACGACUUUGCUUUGCGGCACGGUCUCUGCUGCCUCCGUUACACUCUACAUAACUUACAUAGAUUUCAUGAACAACUUGGGCCACUGCAACUUUGAGCUCAUUCCGAGAUCCUUCUUCUCUCUUUUCCCUCCUAUUAAGUACCUUUGCUACACCCCUUCAUUUCACUCGCUCCACCACACGCAAUUUAGGACGAACUAUUCUCUAUUCAUGCCAAUGUACGACUACAUUUAUGGGACCAACGACAAGUGCAGUGACUCAUUGUACGAAUCAUUGUUGGAGCAAGAAGAAGAGAAGCCGGAAGCAAUCCAUCUCACCCACCUGAUAUCACUGGACUCUAUAUACCAUCUCCGACUUGGCUUCGCUUCUUUCUCCUCGCACCCUCUAUCUUCUCGGUUUUACCUAGUCCUCAUGAAACCCAUCACUCUCAUCAUCUCCUUCGUACUAACUUCUUUCUCUUCUCGAACAUUUGUCUUCGAGAGAAACCGCUUUGGUGAUCUCACCCUUCACUCCCAUCUCCUUCCCAAGUUCUCCUCUCAUUACAAGUCGCAGCAGCAAAAGGAAUCUAUCAACAAAUUGAUAGAGACGGCUAUCCUUGAAGCGGAGAAGAAGGAUGUGAGAGUAAUGAGUUUGGGGCUACUAAACCAGGGAGAAGAAUUAAAUGGGUACGGAGAAAUGUACGUAAGGAAAUAUCCAAAGCUAAAGAUUAAGAUAGUAGAUGGAACCAGUCUUGCAGCUGCGGUUGUGGUUCAUAGUAUUCCUGCUGGCACGAGAGAAGUUCUUUUUCGCGGCCAAAUCACAAAAGUUGCUCGUGCCAUUGUCAUUUCUCUUUGCCAAAGUGGCAUCAAGGUGAUGGUUUUACAUAAGGAAGAGCAUUGCAUGCUAGCCAGAUUCAUUGGUGGGGAUUGCAAGGAAAAUCUGGUCCUCACAACCAAUGACUACCCAAUGAUUUGGUUGGUGGGAGAUGGGCUAAGCAAAAAAGAGCAGAAGCUGGCGAGAAAAAGAACUCUCUUUAUUCCUUACUCUCAGUUUCCUCCUAGAGAACUUCGAAAAAAUUGCUUUUACCAUACUACUCCGGCUAUGACCAUCCCCGACUCUGCCCAAAACAUCGAUUCUUGUGAGAAUUGGCUAGGGAGGAGAGUGAUGAGCGCGUGGAGAGUUGGUGGGAUAGUGCAUGCACUUGAAGGAUGGGAGGAGCACGAGUGUGGUCUUGAAGUUCCAAUGGUUAAUCCUCCAAGAGUUUGGGAAGCUGCUCUUCGAAAUGGUUUCAAACCUCUGGUUUUUCCAUCUUUAGAUGUAGUUUACUGAAGGUUGGUCCCAAAUAGACCGUACUAGAGAAAAAAAAAGAGUCUGUAAGACCAUCUCCAAUGUAUUUCUCUAUUUCUAUCUCUUGAUGAUUUUUAUAAUAAAGAUAUGUUUUGUUUCAAUGUAUUUAUCUAAAAUAGAGAUCUCCGUAUAUAAAACAAAAUAUAGAGAAAUGCUAUUUCUUCCUCUAUUUUACAGGCAAAAAUAGAAAUGGAAAAUAGAGAUGGAUUGAAGUGAUUUUGCUUCUAAAUGCUAUUAUAUAAGCAAAAAUAGAGGUGGGUUGGAGAUGCUCUAAGAUACAACAUAUUGUGUUUGUCAUUUAAGUGGACUGAUACGGCAAGCUUAUAGAACUCGGCCGCUCUUUCUUAUGGAAUUUUCUUUUCUCUUUUGAUAUAAUAAUUUAUAUUAGUUGUUAACGAAAAUAUCAAGUCUUUUUUUUUUUUGUCGUUGGUUAAUUAUGCUAUUACAAACUAUGAGAAAUGUUACAAGACGAUUCUACAACCGGCAAUUCUACCUGCCUUAUGAGGAUUCACGCCUGACUGCAUCAUCCGGAGCCAUCUUAUGAGAUCCAUGCCUGACGGUACUCCUUGCGCCAUGCCGAAGAUCUCCUGUAUGUUUUUCUCCAUAAAUCUGCAUAAUUCGCCUUUGUUGGGAUUUGAAACCCAGACCUCUUGGUGUAGAAGCAUUAAUGAACCAUUACUUAAACCACUGGA